CACUCCACAAUGGCGUCGACGGCGCCGCCCUUCCCUGAUGCGCCUCCGGCGAGACCCUGCCCUGAUGGCCUGCCGACGACACCCUGCCCCGGUGCACCUCCGACGGUGGAGGCGCAGGCGAGCCUGCCGGAGCACGUCACGGAGGAGAUCCUCCUCCGCCUCCCCACGGCCGCCGACCUAGCCCGCGCCUCCGUGGCCGGCACCUCCCCCCGCUGCAUCAUCGCCGACCAUUCCUUCCUCCGUCGCUUUCGCACCCUCCACCCGCCGUCUCUCCUGGGCAUACUAGUCUCGACCUCCUUCCUCCCAGCCCAGCCGCCCCACCCCUCCGCCGCCACCGCACGAGCCCUCGCCGACACCGACUUCUCCUGCUCCUUCCUCCCCUCCCGCGAGCGGCCCUGGAUUCGUCGCGACUUCCGCGACGGCCGCGCCCUUCUCUGCGUCCACCACCACGACCUUUUCAUCUUCAGGGAUAUCGCCGUUUGUGACCCGAUGCAUCGGCGCUACCUCCUGCUACCUCCCGUCCCUUGGUACCGGCCCGAUCUAGUGGAUCAUUCCGAGGCCUUCCUUGCUCCUACCGGCGGGGACGAGGGCACUGACAUUGCUACCGACGCUCCAUUCAGAUUCAGGGUCAUGUGCUUGGCCAAAUACCAGACCCAGCUGGUUCUGUUCGCCUUCUCUUCGUCCGGCCCCGGUGCCGGACAAUGGCACACCGUCACAUUUGAUGGUUGGCGCUCUCUGGUUUAUACACACAUUGGAUUUUCGAUUAAAAAGAACACUAGGAUCACACAUAAUGGAGUGUAA
Triticum aestivum (bread wheat) is the source of this 801-nucleotide messenger RNA. RefSeq lists its product as uncharacterized. The record is from RefSeq and is a predicted model, not a curated record. The transcript has a single exon. Gene Ontology annotation, molecular function: protein binding. NCBI's taxonomy places the organism in Eukaryota, Viridiplantae, Streptophyta, Magnoliopsida, Poales, Poaceae. The coding region runs from base 10 to 801 and encodes 263 amino acids.